AUGAUAGAGGUCACAGACAACCAUGGCACCAAGGACAUGAUAAACUUCCUGUCUGGUGGAGGAAACCGGACAGAUGUCACAGACAACCAUGGCACCAAGGACAUGACAAACCUCCUGUAUGAGGUCACAGACAACCAUGGCACCAAGGACAUGACAAACUUCCUGUCUGGUGGAGUAAACAGGACAGAUGUCACAGACAACCAUGGCACCCAGGACAUGAGAAAUUUCCAGUAUGGUGGAGGGAACUGGACAGAGGUCACAGACACCCAUGGCACCAGGGACGUGACAAACCUCCUGUAUGGUGAGGGGAAACCGGACAGAGGUCACAGACAACAAUGGCACCAGGGAAGUGACAAACCUCCUGGUAACAGAAGCCAGGCAGAGGUCACAGAUAACCAUGGCACCAGGGACGUGACAAACCUCCUGUAUGGUGGAGGGAAAUGGACAGAGGUCACAGACACCCAUGGCACCAGGGACGUGACAAACCUCCUGUACGGUGGAGGGAACUGGACAGAGGUCACAGACAACCAUGGCACCAGGGACGUGACAAACCUCCUGUUUGGUGGUGGGAACUGGACAGAGGUCACAGACACCCAUGGCACCAGGGACAUGACAAACCUCCUGUAUGGUGGGGGGAAACUGGACAAAGGUCAUGACCAUGACACAGGGGACAUGACAAACCUCCUGUAG
This is a messenger RNA of Liolophura sinensis, 690 nucleotides long. RefSeq lists its product as uncharacterized. The record is from RefSeq and is a predicted model, not a curated record. NCBI's taxonomy places the organism in Eukaryota, Metazoa, Mollusca, Polyplacophora, Chitonida, Chitonidae. The coding region runs from base 1 to 690 and encodes 229 amino acids. The transcript has 3 exons.